AUGGCGCGCAAGUUGAGCAAGAAGGAGAAGAAGCAAAAACGCCAGGCGCUUGAGGCUGCAUCCACCGCGGCGUCGGCUGCCGCUGCCCCCGAGGCCAAGCGCGCCAAGGCCGCGGAUCACGAACACGUCCAUGAACACGCCCCUGUCGAGGUGAAGGAGAAGAAGGAAAAGAAGGAGAAGAAGAACAAGAAGGAGAAGAAGAACAAAAAGGACAAAAAGGCCAAGACCACCCCCGCAGCCGCGUCGGCUGCCCCGACUCCCGCAGCUGGUGCCACGCCAUCAGUGAAAAAGGCCGACCGCAAAGCCAUUGAUGCGCUCUGGAAGGAGUUUAACGUCACCAUUGAAGCUGGCGAGGGUCACGACGCUUACGCCUUCCCUCCGGCCAUGACCUUUGCCGACGCAGGCGUCGAUGCCGACCUCAUGGCCUGCACCAAGGGCUUUGACAAGCCCACUGCCAUUCAGAGCUGCUGCUGGCCUAUUGUCGUCCAGGGUCAAGACCUGGUCGGCGUGGCCGCAACGGGAUCCGGCAAAACUCUGGCCUUUACCCUUCCCGCCCUCCAGCACGUCAAGGGUCUUGGUCGCAGCAAAACCAACUGCCCCCGCGUUCUCGUCCUCUCCCCAACCCGCGAACUCGCCCUUCAGAUCAACAAGGUUGCUCAAGAUGCUGUCAAGAGUUUGAACCAGAUCAGCGCCGUGUGCGUGUACGGUGGUGCUUCGAAGCGCGACCAGCUCACCGCCCUUCGUCAAGGCUGCGAGCUCGUCAUCGCCACCCCGGGCCGUUUGGUGGACUUUCUCAACGACGGCAAGCUUGAUCUCAGCCAUGUCUCCUACCUUGUCCUCGAUGAAGCCGAUCGCAUGCUUGACAUGGGAUUUGAACGCGAUAUCAAGCUCAUUCUUGGCGCCGUGGGCACCCAACGACAAACGCUCAUGUUUUCCGCAACGUGGCCCGAGGAAGUGCGCGCCAUUGCCGCCAACUAUAUGAAAAACCCGCUGCGGGUGACCGUGGGCUCUGAGGAGCUCUCAGCCAACCGCAAUGUCAAGCAGGUGGUCGAUGUGGUCGAGCCCAUGGAAAAGGAUCGCCGCCUCCUCGAUGUGCUUCGCAAGCACCCCGCCUCCAAGAAUGCCAAGGUACUGAUUUUUGCCCUGUACAAGAAGGAGGCUGCGCGGUUGGAGAGCUUUCUGCAGCGCAAGUCAUACAAUGUUGUGGGCAUGCACGGUGACUUGAACCAGGGUCAGCGCGAGGCAGCUCUUCGGGCCUACAAAUCUGGCGAUUCACACAUCCUCAUUGCCACGGACGUGGCCGCGCGUGGCCUCGAUGUCAAGGGGGUGGCUGUCGUCAUCAACUACACAUUUCCGCUGACGAUUGAGGACUAUGUGCACCGCAUUGGUCGCACGGGGCGUGCCGGUGCCACGGGUAUUGCCUAUACCUUUUUUACCCAGCACGACAAAGCGCAUGCAGGAGCGUUGGGCAAUGUUCUGCGCGAGGCCGAUGUCGAGGUGCCCGAGGCUUUGAUGAAGUUUGGGCAGCACACCAAGCGCAAGGAGCACGCCCUGUACGGCGCGCACUUUAAGGCCGACAACGGGCCACCCAUGAAGGAGGCCAAGCGGAUUACUUUUGAUUCGGACGAUGAAGAAUAA
Molecule: messenger RNA, 1638 nt
Organism: Monosiga brevicollis MX1
Lineage: Eukaryota; Choanoflagellata; Craspedida; Salpingoecidae
Exons: 5
Coding region: 1-1638 (545 amino acids)
Biological process (GO): rRNA processing
Cellular component (GO): nucleolus
Molecular function (GO): RNA helicase activity; ATP binding; RNA binding
Source: RefSeq, a predicted model, not a curated record